AUGGCAAAAAAGGGUAUCCUAAGAAAAACUACUGCAAUGGCAAUAUUCAUAUUCUUGAUUUCUCUCGUUGUUUUGGGUGCUUUUGCUCCUCUGCCUUCACUCUCCCAUCGCCCUUCUCAAUCCCAUCUUAAUAAAGGAUUUGAACGAAAAUUUGAAAUAGCAGAAGACAUGUUUUGGAAAGAUGCGGAGCCAUUUAGGAUAAUAGGAGGCGACUUGCAUUAUUUCCGGGUGCUUCCUGAGUACUGGGAAGAUAGACUAUUGAGGGCAAAGGCAUUGGGCUUGAAUACCAUUCAAACUUAUGUUCCGUGGAACUUGCAUGAACCAAGGCAAGGUCAACUGGUAUUUGAUGGCAUUGCUGAUUUAAUUUCAUUUCUGAGACUCUGCCACAAAAUGGAUAUGCUGGUUAUGCUUCGUGCUGGGCCUUAUAUAUGUGGAGAGUGGGAUUUUGGUGGCUUCCCUCCUUGGCUGCUAGCCAAAGAGCCUGCUAUCAGAAUAAGAUCAUCAGACCCCGCCUUCCUUGACUUGGUUAAAAGUUGGUGGGGAAUCCUACUCCCAAAAGUGUCUCCUCUUCUUUACAACAAUGGAGGCCCCAUAAUAAUGGUCCAGGUUGAAAAUGAAUUUGGUUCAUAUGGAGAUGACCAAGCCUACCUGCAUUAUUUGGUCAAACUGGCCCGAGGACACCUUGGUGAUGAUAUUAUACUGUAUACAACAGAUGGAGGAUCAAGAGAAACUCUUAAGAAAGGCACAAUUCUAGGAGAUGCUGUUUUAUCAGCUGUUGACUUCACUACUGGAGAUGAACCAUGGCCAAUAUUUAAGUUGCAAAAAGAAUUCAAUGCACCGGGGAAAUCACCACCACUUUCUACAGAAUUCUAUACUGGUUGGCUUACACACUGGGGAGAAAAUAUUACAAGUACUGACGCAACUCAUACAGCAACUUUCUUGGAGAAGAUUUUGUCGAAGAAUGGGUCAGCUGUGCUCUAUAUGGCUCAUGGUGGAACGAACUUUGGAUUUUAUAGCGGUGCAAACUCUGGAGAAAAUGAGUCGGACUACAAGCCCGAUCUUACAUCCUAUGAUUAUGACGCGCCUAUUAGAGAAUCUGGUGACGUAGACAACGCGAAGUACAAAGCUCUCAGAAGAGUUAUUGCUAAGUAUAGUGCAGCGCCUCUCCCUUCAGUUCCUUCCAAUAAUAAAAGGACAGCUUAUGGGAGUAUUAAGCUCCAGAAAACUGCAUUUUUGUAUGACACUAUUGAUAUUAAAAACCUCGUUGAUAUGGUUGAAUCUGAAAACCCAACCUCAAUGGAGGCUACUGGACAGAUGUUUGGAUUUGUAUUGUAUGUAUCUGAGUACACUGCAAAAGGCAAUGGAAGCACAUUGUUCAUAUCUAAGGUACACGAUAGAGGUCAAGUCUUUAUUUCAUGUGCAGAAGAUAAUGGAAAAAGGCCAAGAUACGUUGACCUCGUUACGAGAUGGUCUAACAGACCCAUUAACCUCCCUUAUUUAAAAUGUGGAUCCAAAAAUAAAUUAUAUAUCUUGGUUGAAAACAUGGGUCGCUUGAAUUACGGGCGGUAUACAUUUGACAGGAAGGGUAUUUUAUCUUCUGUUUAUCUGGAUGGAAGGCCUCUUUAUAAGUGGAAAAUGCUUCCCAUUCCUUUCCACAAUCUAAAUGAGCAAAGGGUCAAUCCCAUCGCUUUGAAUGCGCAAAAGGAGGUUCUUAAAGACUCUGCCCACCGAAAAUUAAAAAACCAAGAGAUAUUUAAUCUAGAACCAGCUUUCUACACUGGCCAUUUCAAUGUUGACAAAGUAACAGACACAUAUAUAUCGUUCAGAGGCUGGAGCAAAGGAAUUGCAUUUAUAAAUGAAUUCAAUGUUGGACGAUUUUGGCCGUCCCGCGGACCACAGUGUAACCUCUAUGUUCCUGCUCCAAUUCUUCAAGAAGGAGAAAAUAGUUUGGUCAUUCUUGAGUUAGAAGUACCAAAUCCCAAGCUUCUAGUGAGCUUGGUUGAUCAUCCGGACUUCACCUGUGGGCUUGCGAGUUCAAAACUUCAUAAAUUCUGA
Molecule: messenger RNA, 2055 nt
Organism: Fraxinus pennsylvanica
Lineage: Eukaryota; Viridiplantae; Streptophyta; Magnoliopsida; Lamiales; Oleaceae
Source: the annotation of a GenBank genome assembly